Molecule: messenger RNA, 1197 nt
Organism: Pieris macdunnoughi
Lineage: Eukaryota; Metazoa; Arthropoda; Insecta; Lepidoptera; Pieridae
Source: the annotation of a GenBank genome assembly
AUGAUACCAAAACAUCGAUUACCUUGCGUUGAAUACAUCAAGAAAUCUUUUGGGAUUUUAAAUCCUUUUCUAAGAUUGUUUUCGUUAAAUUGUGACAGGUUUGAACAAAAAAAGUAUACAGUGUUAUCGAUACUAAGAUUCAUUUUACCGGCUUUUAUUCUUGGGUCCAUUGAUGCUUUGACAUUAUAUUUCAAGAUUUUAUAUACAUAUCACGAUGUGGUGGUCUCGAUAAUGUACACAGAUGCAGUGCAAGUAAUAUUUGAUUUUUUUCAAUAUAUCGUUGAUUUGUAUAUUGUAUAUAGAUGCGGCAAUUCUUUAGAAGAAUAUUACAAAAUAUACGAGAAAUUGGAUGAGGUACUUGGAAUGAAGUACUGUGGAGUUUUGUACGGAAAGCUGCGAAAGAUUCUUAUACUUUACGGCUUUAUAUGGACGAUCAGCUGUGCAGGCGAUUAUUGGGCUUGGCUCGAUUCAUCCGGUUGGAAAACAGCGUCGGCAUUUUCAAUAUCCUACAUUUUUGUCCUGAUAAAAAUUAUAACUAGUCUAGAUAUGACGGUGCAUCUAACGCAUAUAGACUUUCGUCUCCGUGCUAUCGGCGACGCAGCAGAAUCUCUUUGUAAUAAACUGAAAUGUUCAUAUCGGGAAAGAAGCGGUAAUGAAUCUGCUAUAAAAAUAAUUUCAGUUGGAACUACGAAUAGUAAUGUUGAGGUAGUGAAAUGCUUACGUAAAUGCUACGUCUGGGUAAUUGAACUAGCAGGGUUCGUCAAUCAAGCGUUCGGAACAAGGGUCCUUCUGAACACCCUCAGUAUAUUGAUUGAUAUAAUACGAUUUACAAAUAUUGCUGCCAGGAUAUUGCUUGGAUCACAGCACCUACAUAGAAAUGCGACGGGUAUCUUCCCGGUGGUGUCAACAUUAAUGAGGCUAUUUACUUGCGUGAUUAUCGUUGGCAGCCUUGCUAGACAUUGUGAACUGGUGUAUGGGCAACGGGAGAGAUUUAUCAAUAUAAUCGAUCACGCACUUGUCUUCAAUGAACCCAGUGAUGAUGUAAAAUCAGCUUUAAACGAACUCCGUCUCCUCACACAACAUAGACCAGUGGAAUUCUGCAUGUCCAACCUAGUUCGUAUCGACUACUCACUAUUGGGAUCCAUGACUUCGAUAGUCGUAACUUAUACAAUUAUAUUAUUACAAAAUGUUAAUUAG